AUGACCAGUGAUGCCAAUCCUCACCAGCGCUCUUCCUCGCCCUUGAAACGACGAGCCUCCACCAUGGACCCUGAUGCCGAUGUCAGUAUGAAGGAGGAGGAUGUCGAUAUGGCCGCCUCCGCCCAGUCCUCCACCAUUACCAACGAAGCUACCAUUGAGGGCGCCCAGCCUGUCCCCGCCGAGUCCGAACAUCAUCUGCCCAGAGCCAUGAGUGUCGACUUGCCAGACAAGGCCUCGAACGGCGGACCCAGCGCAUCCAGAGACGAUGCUCUUCCUCCCCUGGAGGAUCAGAUCAAGACCAUCCAGACCCUCCUCAAGGCCUUCAACGACGAACCCCCGAAAGUUGGCGAUGUCGCCUACGUAGUGUCGAGAUCAUGGGUGGACAAGGCUUUGGCGCUUGGCCGAGACCCCAAACUCGCCAAGAAAGAGACGACAAACGAGCCGUUGGGCCCUGUGGACAACGCCGAUCUCGUCCUCGAGGUUCUCCCGCAGCCCAAUGGCGACGACUUUGUCAGGAUGAAGCCUGGUACGAGCAUGGAGGAGUGCGAGCUCUUCCCGGAAGACGCCUGGACUCUCGUCUCGGAGUGGUACGGCGUCAAGGACGGCCAGAGGCCCAUUUUGCGUUGUGCUAUCAACGCGGCGCCUGACGCCACGAGCCAGGCCAACAUCAUUUUCGAGCUGAACCCGCCCGUCUUCACCAUCCACAGGCUUUGGUCGCUGUCUAGUCCCGUCCCGGUCGACGACGAGCUCAAAAGCAAGAAGCCGCUGGUCCUGGUCAGGAGCGCGUCGACGCCUUACAACCACUUCUACAAGGAGAUGAAGCAGCUCACGGGCGUUUCUCUGGAUCGCAGGAUGCGAGUCUGGCAGAUCACCACGCAGCAGUCCGCGGCGCAAGACGCACCCCCCUCGUCCGCCCUCACACCUCCCGACUCUCCCAACCCGGACACGGACGCCGGACGCUCCUCGGAUCCCUGGCAGCGCCUGCUCGUUGAGGUCCCCAGCUUCACAAAGCUCGGCGGCGGCGAUCGGCAAGUCGUGCCUGCCGUAGACAACACUGUCAAUCCCAACUACAACGGCAGCUCCCCUCUCUCCGUUCACGGCCUGAUGCAGGAUAUGACCCUCGUCAUCGACGAAGAGAUUGCCAAGAACUCGUGGGUCUCCAACUACUUCAAGGGUGGCAAGAACGACAAGAUCAUUGCGUCGCGCGGUUCUACCACCAGCCUGACCGCCCAGGGCAAGGCCGGCGGCAGCAGCAGCAGCGGACGGAGCAGCCCCGCUCCUUCGGGACCUGUGACCAGGGGCAGGACGCAGCAGAAGAAGAAGCCCGGCCGUGGUCUCGGCGCUGUCGGUCUGCAGAACCUCGGAAACACGUGCUACAUGAACUCGGCCCUGCAGUGCGUUCGCAGCGUCGAGGAGCUGACCAAGUACUUCCUGACUGACGAGUACAAAGUGGAGCUCAACAAAGCCAACCCUCUGGGUUAUAAGGGGCAAGUGGCCAUGGCUUACGGGGGGCUGCUCAAGGAGAUCUACGCCGAGUCGCGAGGCGCGGUUAGUCCCCGCGACUUCAAGAACACGGUGGGCCGCGCCCGCAGCACCUUCCAGGGCUGGGGCCAGCAGGACACGCAGGAGUUCCUCGGCUUCCUCCUCGACGCCCUGCAGGAGGACCUGAGUCGCAUCAAGAAGAAGCCGUACAUAGAGAAGCCGGACUCGACUGAUGAGAUGAUUGGCAACGAGGAGGCCAUCCGUAAGAUGGCCGAGGAGGUCUGGGACAUCACCCGUAAGCGCGAUGACUCGGUCGUCGCAGACCUCUUCACCGGCCUGUACAAGUCGACCCUCAAGUGCCCGACUUGCGACAAGAUCAGCAUCACCUUCGACCCCUUCAACAACCUCACUCUGCCGCUUCCCAUGGAGGACAUGUGGAGCCGGACCGUCAAGUUUUACCCGCUGAACGACGCGCCCGUGGAGAUCGAGAUUGAACUGUCGAAGCACAGCGCCAUCGAGCUACUGAAGAAGGCCGUCUCAGACAAGACGGGCGUCCCUGUCGAGCUGCUGUUGGGGGCCGAAGAGUUUAAGAGCAAGUUCUUCAAGAUUUACGAUGACAAUAACGAUGUCUCGGACGAGAUCCAGACGAACGACAUGCCUACUUUCCACGAGCUGGAGAUGUCGCCCACCAACUUCCCUCCCAAGACCAAGAAGAUGGGCACCCCGAGCUCCAUGCUGGACAUCAGCGAGGAGCCCUGGGUCGACCCCCUCUCCGAGCGCAUGGUUGUCACCGUCCUCCACCGCAAGAAGAAUGGGGGCAACACCUACCGGAUGAGAGGAGACGACAUUGCGUCGCCCCCUCACUUCAUCGUUCUCACCCCCGAAGAGGCUCGCAGCGAGGAUGCCAUCCGUCGCAAGGUUCUGGAACGGGUCGCCACCUUCUCCACCUGGUCCGGGUUCGAGGACGCCGACGAAGGCGCGGACGCAGACAUGGUCAUCACAUCUCAGUCUGAUGCCGAUUCGUCCGGAGACAGUAAGAUAGUCUCCAACUCGGUGGAAGGCGAGGACGACCUUGUCAACGUAUCGAUUGGUGCAGGCGAGCAACAGCAAACUGCGCGAAGAAGUCUGAAGCAGUUCAACACCCGCCGACCAAAGUGGACCGAUCCGAAGGAGUAUCUGCAGCCCGAGCUCCAGAACUUGUUCGACCUCUCCUUUUUCGCCGAGGGCAACGAUUCGGGUCCGCCAACCGGCUGGAGCUCGGUGGAUGACAGCAGGACCUUCCGUCCCCUGUCGUCCCGUGCUCCGGAGACCGAACAGGACUCCAACAGCCCCGGCUCCACCAACGGCGCGGACAGCGAGCGUGACAGUGCCAGCGAAACGCAGUCUCCGCUGUCCGUCGAGGAGCAGACUCGCAUGGCAGAGGAGUCGGAGGAGGAAGACGGGCCUGUCCGAGUGAUCAAGCCUACGCGUGGCAGAGGCAACCACAAGGUCGGCGGCGCCCGCCGCAAGUUCAACAAGGGCAACAAGACGUACGGCAAGAAGGGCGGUAAGCGUCGUAACAAGGACGCGCGCUCGAGCAAGGAGCAGUCUUUCCAGGUCGUCGAUGUCGAGCCUCAGCCGUCGCCCUUGGACGAUGUCCGCGGCGGUCCGCUCGUCCGCCUCGGCGAGGGUAUUGUCGUCGACUGGUCCGAGGAGACGUGGGACUUGGUCUUCGGCAAGGAUUCGCGCGACGCAGAGGACAACCGCGGCCAGAAGACGUUUGGCGACGUGGAGAAGCUCAGAGACCCCGUCCUGGAGCAAAAGCGCAAGUCACGUCAAGCGCGCAAGAAGCAGGGCAUCACCCUCGAGGAGUGCUUGGACGAGUUCGAAAAGGCCGAGGUUCUCUCCGAGCAGGACAUGUGGUACUGCCCACGCUGCAAGGAGCACCGCCGUGCCAGCAAGAAGUUUGACCUCUGGAAGACACCCGACAUUCUCGUUGUUCACCUGAAGCGCUUCAGUAGCGCCGGGUGGCGCCGCGACAAGCUGGACAUCCUCGUCGACUUCCCCAUCGAGGGCCUCGACCUGCACAAGCGCGUCCUCUGCCAGGAGACGGGCAAGGAAGAGAUCUACGAUCUCAUUGCCGUCGACGACCAUUUCGGUGGCCUCGGUGGCGGCCAUUACACCGCCUACGGACGCAACUUUGUUGACGGCCAGUGGUACAACUACAAUGACACCUCGGUCAGCAAGACUUCGCCGGAGAGCGUCGUCACCAGAGCUGCCUACCUGCUCUUCUACCGCCGUCGUUCCGAGACCCCCCUGGGCGGUCCCCGCUUCAAGCAGAUCUUUGACAAAUUCGACAAGGCCGGUGAAGAGGACGAGGAGGACGACACCGACUCGGGGGAAGAUCAGCGUCUCGUCGGGGGCUCCUCCCUAACUGGAUCGUCGAGACUUGGGAUCGGAGCCGAAGCAACUCACCCGCGCGGAAAUCGUGGUUUGGCUACUAGCACAAUGUCUACAGCCAACCGCGGCGGCGAUGAUGACGACCUGCCGCCUUACGAAGGCAGCUCCAGCACCAACGUCGGCAGCGACAACAUCCAGAACAGCAUCGAGGAUGAGGGCAUUGGCAUGAUGGACCACGCCGACGGCGCCAAUGGGUUUCAAGCCGCGCAACCCUGGAACUGGAACUCGUUGGAGUCCGCUGACGGAACCAACAACUCUCUCGGCCUGGAGGGCUACGGCAGCGACGACGCCCAGCCGGACUCCUCAGACGACCGCGAAGCUGGCAACGACACGGACAUGCAAUUCGACGAGACCAUGGGAGAUUACGAGACCGCCCAGGAGGCUCCACCGCCGCCCGACUUUGGCGCCCAGGUCGGUCUCUCAGAGAUCCAGAACGCCGCUUGGGACCGUCAGAACAAGACUCAGGUCAUUUCAGUCCCCGCCGCCGAUGACGACGCCGCCUCUACAGAGGCAGCCGAGAUUCAUCUCGAUGACGAUGUAGAGCAGCAGCAGCAGCAGCAGCAGCCCAGUCGCGCGCGGCCUUAG
Messenger RNA from Colletotrichum destructivum, 4506 nucleotides. RefSeq names its product Putative peptidase C19, ubiquitin-specific peptidase, DUSP domain, ubiquitin specific protease. The record is from RefSeq and is a predicted model, not a curated record. The coding region runs from base 1 to 4506 and encodes 1501 amino acids. Gene Ontology annotation, molecular function: cysteine-type deubiquitinase activity. NCBI's taxonomy places the organism in Eukaryota, Fungi, Ascomycota, Sordariomycetes, Glomerellales, Glomerellaceae. Gene Ontology annotation, biological process: protein deubiquitination. The transcript is spliced from 5 exons.